AUGAUGGUGGAAAUUAGGCAGGUACCAAAGAAGCUCCGGCUAGCCCUGGGCAGAAUGAAGGAUUAUGCAUCGAUUGGGAAGGCCAUGAUCUGCAGAUCAGUACUAGGCAUAGGCAGCAGCAGCUUGGACGAUGGUGGGUGGUUUUCAGCUGGCAUAGAAAUUGCAGUGGUUCGAGCAACAGGGCACGACAGCACACCCAUCGACGACAAGCACAUGCACGAAAUCCUCUUCCUGGUCUCAAACGCUCCAGCUGGUUCCGUCCCUUUUCUUGCCGAAAGGAUCUCCCACCGCCUUGACAAGACCCGUGAUCCCAACGUCGCCCUCAAGACGCUCAUGCUCGUCCACCGUCUCCUGCGCGGAGGGGAUCGCUAUUUCGAGCAAGACCUACGUAAUGCCCACUUCUCCGGCCAUCUCCAAAUUCAGCAGCAUUUCUUGAAUGAUGAUGAUGAUGAUCCUUCCAUCUGUUUUCUACUGAAUUACACGGCUUUUCUUGAAGAACGGAUGGGGUGGGUAAUCAACCAAGCAGGGAAGCUUGAGCCCAUAAUGUUCCAGGUAAUGGAAUAUCGUUUCUUCCAAGACAAGUCCAUCGACACCGUCUUCCGAAGGUUACCCAAAUAUCAGGCGUUCCUGGAUCGUGUUUUGGAUUGCUGCUCACCGCUGGCGCUGCUCAUCGCUUCUUCUUCUUCUUCUUCGUCGGUGGACCACCACCACCGCCUCACUCGAGCAGCCAUGAACAACAUCCUCAAAGAGACCUUCCAAGUCUACAUGAGUUUCUGUGAAGGAGUCGCAACCCUCCUCGAUUCCUUCUUCGAUUUUAAGAAUCCAGUUAGGCUCUUGGCUCUCCAACUUCUUAAGACAGCUUCUCGCCUCACCUACCAGCUCUCCGAUUUCUUCAAAAUUUGCAAGCGAUUCGUCGGCACCAAGAAUUUGGAUUAUCCAACCGUUCAUAUCAUCACAUCUGAUCACGUCUUGGCUAUGGAACCAUCAUCUUCAUCAUCAUCAUGCCCUUCACCAUCAUCAUCAUCAUCAUCUUCCUCCAUCAUGAAUGAGUACUCUUCCACUUUGUCCAAAACAACCACCACCACUAGUUCAUCAUCAUCAUCAUCAUCAUCAUCAUCUCCUUCUCCUUUUUGCGAUUAUUUCACUGAUCCUCUGAGGUCGUCGACAAAGAGAGAGACGCAAGUCACUGUCACCGUACCCAGAACCAAAAUAGGCCAAGAAGAAGAAGAAGAAGGCCUCGAAGCCACAAAACAAACAAGUACAAUUAAUAAUGGUGGCACUGGUAGUGGUGCUAGUACAUCACCAUCAUCCUCAACUCCUUUCUCUUGUAGAUUGGAGACUAAAAUAAGCAAGGUAUGGGUAGUGUUCGACGAUGAUGAAGAACCAUCCCAAAAUUUUAAUUUCUCUAUUGGACGACGGGCUGAAUCUGCCUCUUACCGCCAACCGACGAGUGAGCGGGGAAUGCAUGGAUGUGAUAAAGAUCCAACAUGGGAAAUCCUGUAA
Molecule: messenger RNA, 1503 nt
Organism: Telopea speciosissima
Lineage: Eukaryota; Viridiplantae; Streptophyta; Magnoliopsida; Proteales; Proteaceae
Product: putative clathrin assembly protein At1g33340
Exons: 3
Coding region: 1-1503 (500 amino acids)
Biological process (GO): clathrin-dependent endocytosis; clathrin coat assembly; vesicle budding from membrane
Cellular component (GO): clathrin-coated pit; clathrin-coated vesicle
Molecular function (GO): clathrin heavy chain binding; SNARE binding; 1-phosphatidylinositol binding
Source: RefSeq, a predicted model, not a curated record